Molecule: messenger RNA, 1602 nt
Organism: Entelurus aequoreus (snake pipefish)
Lineage: Eukaryota; Metazoa; Chordata; Actinopteri; Syngnathiformes; Syngnathidae
Gene: hexim1
Product: HEXIM P-TEFb complex subunit 1
Exons: 1
Coding region: 333-1337 (334 amino acids)
Biological process (GO): negative regulation of cyclin-dependent protein serine/threonine kinase activity; negative regulation of transcription by RNA polymerase II
Cellular component (GO): nucleoplasm; nucleus; cytoplasm
Molecular function (GO): 7SK snRNA binding; cyclin-dependent protein serine/threonine kinase inhibitor activity
Source: RefSeq, a predicted model, not a curated record
UGGAACCGCACACUGGAUACUGUUGUGACGGCGGGACGUCGUCUACAAGCGUCACGUUGACUUUGACAGCGUCGAAACGGUUAACAGUAGUUAGCGACAGUUGCCCUGUCAAACCCUCCGGGAGUGUCAUUUAUUUACUAACUUUACGUCACGUUUUUAAACACAACUUUUUUUUUUAAAAACAAAACAAUCCGCACUAUUAUUUUUGGGGGGAUUGCAGCAUAACUCAGUUUUGCGAACUUUGACGUUGUUGUUUUUUUUUUUGGGGGGGGCGUUGAGGUUUUAAGAUGCGCUAGGAAAAAAAAGGAGCCAGAAGAGAGAAAACGGAAAAGAUGACAGAUUCAGCGGAGCAGACGCAUCACCUGAAAAGUUGUGGCAGCCCAUCAGGUGGGAGCAGCGCCGACAAGCAUCUCCCUGCCAGCCAGCCUGCAGUGCCACAUAACGGCACAAGAGGGCGCCAGAGGGGCGAGCAGCAGGACAAGUUGUGGCAGAGCCGAGGCGGGCAGAAGGGGGUGUGCCCCGGCUUCGCUGCCGGGGACGACCGUAGCGACCCCGGGGAUGCAGCACUAGCAGCAGCAGCUCCGCCACCGGGGGAGACCCCGGAUCAGACCCAGGAGGGGGUGCAAGUCGACUCCGACACCGGUCUGGACGCGCGCCUGGGCCGGAAGCGUCACCGGCGUCGCGCCGCCAAGAAGAAGCGCAACUGGAAGCCUUACUACAAACUUUCCUGGGACGAAAGGAAGGCGCUGGAGGAGCGAGAGACGGCCAGGGCGUCCCGCCUGCGGGAGGAGAUGUUCGCCAAGGGGCUCCCGGUGGCCCCUUAUAACACCACCCAGUUCCUCAUGGACGAGCACGACCGGGAGGAGCCCGACCUCAACACCGAGACCGGACCCCGGCGCACGGACGACACGGGCAGCGAGGAGGACCUCUUCGAGCACGACGACGAGGACGACGACGUCGGCAGCGGCGGCGGCGGCGGACUCGGAGUCGGCGUCGGCAGCGACGGCAUCGGCAGAGCCGGGAACGCCGGCGGGGAGUUUCUGCAGCGGGACUUUUCGGAGACCUACGAGAUGUACCACGUCGAGAGCCUGCAGAACAUGACCAAGCAGGAGCUGGUCCAGGAGUACUUGGAGCUGGAGAAGUGCAUGUCCCGCCUGGAGGAGGACAACAACCGGCUGAGGCGCGCCGCGGAGCCCGGGGGCGAGAGCGUGAGCGUGGAGGACUCCCUGCCGAGGCUGCGGGAGCUGGAGCGGGAGCUGGAGAGACUGAGGGCCCAGAACACGGAGCUCCUGCAGAGCCAGUCCGGGGAGGACCGGGGACAGACCACCAGCGACUAGAGACUCCUGGCAGUCAUUGAGGAGUGAGGACUAAAUCGAUACCGUUUCCCCCCCCGCCCCGUUCUGGACUUGAAUUGUUUUACUGAUUGUAUUUUUGUUUUUGUAAAGACAACAUGACGUCAUUUUCCCCCGGAAAUUACAGUUUGUAUGUUGCGUUUCCUCCGAGCUACCAGAAAGAAAUAUGAAUUAUUAUAACUAUCAGCCCAGUUACUGUUGACGUUUUAACAGUUGUCUGUUAGCAUCCGGUCUAUAAUAAAAACAUAUU